UAUCUGAACUGAAGACACCAAACGAAAACAAAGAAAACAGAGACAACACUUUCACUCCAGCUAACACAAAGAAGAAACUCAAACAUGGACAGAACAACCCCAGUCAGGAAGUCCCACGCGUCAACUUCUGAUCUGCUGACGUGGUCCGAAGUUCCUCCACCAUCUGAUUCCGCCGCACCGGUCUCCGCUACCCGUUCGCACCAACCGUCCGAUGGUAUUAGCAAAGUGGUGUUUGGCGGUCAAGUCACCGAUGAAGAAGCUCAGUCACUGAACAAGAAGAAGCCUUGUUCAGGUUAUAAAUUGAAGGAAAUAAAUGGCAGUGGCAUAUUUGCAACCAACGGUGAAAAUGGUGCAUCAGAAUCUGAUUCUGCUAAUCAUAAUAAAACUGGAGUGCGCAUUUAUCAGCAAGCACUGAAUGGAAUCAGCCAGAUCUCAUUCAGUGUUGAAGAGACUGUUUCCCCAAAGAAGCCUACCUCUAUACCCGAGGUAGCAAAGCAGCGUGAGUUAAGUGGGACAUUGCAAUCUGAGGCAGACUUGAAGAAUAAAAAGCAGAUCUCAGAUGCAAAGUUCAAAGAGAUUAGUGGUCAUGAUAUAUUCAGCCCUGCUCCUGAAAUUCAGCCCCGAUCAUUGGCUGCUGCACGUUCCAUGGAAUCCAAAGAAAGUAAAGACAUGGGGGAACCUGCACCUAGGAAUGUGCGCACUUCUGUGAAAGUUUCCAAUCCUGCUGGAGGUCAGAGUAAUAUCCUAUUCAGUGAAGAACCUGAAAUAAAGACCGCCAAGAAAAUACAUAACCAGAAGUUCCACGAAUUGACCGGCAAUGAUAUCUUUAAGGGAGAUGUACCUCCAGGAUCUGCUGAAAAGCCUCUAAGCACUGCUAAGCUGAGAGAGAUGAGCGGCAAUAACAUCUUUGCUGAUGGAAAGGUAGAAUCCAGAGAUUAUUUUGGUGGUGUCCGCAAGCCCCCUGGUGGCGAGAGCAGCAUUUCCUUGGUUUGACUUGCAACCAACUUUGUUGUUUUAUUGCAUUGUUAUAUCAAAUGUCAGUUUCUAUGUAUACCAAUGUGGACACAAUGUUUUGACCAGUGAAUGGCCUGUAAUGUUUGAUGAUGAUCAUCAGCAUAGGACCUCUAUCUGAGUACGUGUAUUGUGGCUUUAGUUCUUAACUUUUAGAUCAGGACCAGAGGGUGGUUGUCUAAUUUAGUUAUUUAACUUUGUUGUCUUUCUGGAUACUGUUUAUGAUGUUUGUUCAGUUUAGACUUCCAUUUUCUUGUAUAAUUUAGACCCCACCAUUAUCGGCUGCUUGAUGAA
Messenger RNA from Mangifera indica (mango), 1305 nucleotides. RefSeq lists its product as uncharacterized. The record is from RefSeq and is a predicted model, not a curated record. The coding region runs from base 85 to 993 and encodes 302 amino acids. NCBI's taxonomy places the organism in Eukaryota, Viridiplantae, Streptophyta, Magnoliopsida, Sapindales, Anacardiaceae. The transcript is spliced from 5 exons.